AUUAAUUACAAUUUGUUUUUUUUCUUACUUUUUCUGGUACAAUAUAUCAAUUUUAACCACAGCCAAUCAGAGCCUGGUUCAUCGUCUUCUCGAUAAAAUAGAUCUGCUCACCAUUUUCUCCGCCAUAGCUAAAAGGGGGAGCUUUGAAAUCGGACGAGAAAGAAGAAGAAGAUGAACGCAAACCGAGCAGAAGCCGAACGGCUUCUCGGAAUCGCAGAGAAGCUUCUAGAGUCACGAGAUCUGAGCGGUUCAAAAGAGUUUGCAAUCUUAGCUCAAGAGACAGAGCCACUCCUCGAAGGCACCGAUCAAAUACUCGCCGUCGUCGAUGUCUUGCUCUCAUCUGCGCCAGAGAACCUCGUCAAAAACCAACCAAACUGGUACAAAAUCCUCCAGAUCGAAGAUCCAGAGGAGUCUUCAACAGACAACGAUCUUAUAAAGAAACAAUACCGUCGCCUCGCUCUUCUCCUCCACCCUGACAAAAACCGUUUCCCUUUCGCCGAUCAAGCUUUCAGAUUCGUGCUCGAUGCAUGGGAGGUUCUAUCAACUGCUUCGAAGAAAUCUCAAUUCGAUCGGGAUUUGAAUCUCAUCUUCACCAAAGUAGAUCUCAAUGGUCAAAGAGCGAGUCAGAGUCAGAGGAAGAAGACAACAAAUGAGAAGAUGGCUACGUUUUGGACGGCGUGUCCUUACUGUUACAGUCUUCAUGAGUAUCCUAGGGUUUAUCAAGAGUACUGUAUCAGAUGCCAAAACUGUCAAAGAGCGUUUCACGCUGCGAGUAUUCCUCAGCUGCCUCCAUUGAUCCCUGGGAAAGAUGAGUAUUAUUGUUGUUGGGGGUUUUUUCCGAUGGGAUUUAUCGGUGGUAAAGGAGGAGAAGCAGCCAUUGCUAACGGAGUAGAUGCAGCCAAAUUCCCAAAUUGGAUGCCUCCUGUUUUCUCAUCCGGUCCUAAUGUUAACGGUACGCCAGAACCUGGUGCUCAUCCUUCGUCUUCGCAUAGUGUUCAGGUUAGCUUUGAUGGAUGGUCAGGUGGUACGGGGAAGAGAGAUAAUGAAGCGAUGAGGAGUAGUAACGUUGGAGUUAAUUCAGAUGGAACGCCGAAGAAGAGAGGAAGAGGAAGGCCGAAGAAGAAUCCGGUUCUGUGAGAAUCUCUUGUUAAAUUCCGGUGGUGAUGGUAAAAAUAUGGAGAUAAAAAGUUUUAAAGGUUUGCGUGCGAAACCUAACUCCUGAAAUUGGCAAGUACAUGAACUAGACUAUAGCAUAUUUUGUAAUUUGUAUAUAUAUUUUCAUACGUAAACAAACGUUGUAAGUUUUGAUAGUAUGAACAAGUAAUCAUGGACUCAUACUAAAAUGUAGGUGUGGUAGUUUCUUAUCUUCAACACUUCAUUACAAACA
Messenger RNA from Capsella rubella, 1387 nucleotides. RefSeq lists its product as uncharacterized. Bases 172 to 1137 code for a protein of 321 amino acids. The transcript is spliced from 2 exons. NCBI's taxonomy places the organism in Eukaryota, Viridiplantae, Streptophyta, Magnoliopsida, Brassicales, Brassicaceae. The record is from RefSeq and is a predicted model, not a curated record.